AUGGUCACGGUGGCUCCUCCAAUGAGGGGUCUGCGUCGACGGCCGCCGCUGUUCUUCGUCGACCGCGUCCAGCCUCGUGCCCAGAAUGCCAUGGUCACGGUGUCUCCUCCAAUGAGGGGUCCGCCUCUCCUCCUGCGGCGAAUGCAAAGUCGACGCUGGCGAGCCUGGCAGUUCGGCCACAUGCCGCUCGCCCUCGAGCUCGGCCGUCGUCGGCGUCGGCGUGGUGGCCCCCUCGAUGGCCGCGGCCUCGCUUCCGCUGCCGCUGCCGCUGCCGCUCGACACAUUUCCGUGUUGCCGUCUGCGGCGGGAGCUACCUGUCAUCCAGCGCAGCGCCCCCGACAUGCCUUUGGGACGCCUGUCGGUGCCGGCCUCGGUCGUCGGUGGCUCGUUCGGGGACGGCAGACGGCUGAUGAUGUUGCUUUCCGAGUCGGCGGCUUGGGUCGGCAGCAUCAUGUCCACGUCGGGCCGGCCGUUUCUGCCGUUCUCCGUCAAUGGUUCCAUCACCACCUCCUCGUUCUUGUCCGUCAUCGUCAUGACGGCCUUGUUCUCUCGCUCGCGCUCCGGGUCUCGCUCCCGCGCCUGCGCCUUCGGUUUGCCCUGCUUCCUGCGCCGGCAGAGCAGAAAGACGACGACGAGAGCGACGACGACGACAAAGGAGACGGAGCCGGCAACGAUGCCGGCCACGGCGGCCGCGGAGAGGCGGCCUUGGUCAACCUGGCUCGCUUGCCCGGCUUGCCCGGCCUGCGCGGUGGGGGCCAUUUUAGGCACGGUCAAAGGAAAGUACUUGAGAACCUUUUGCGCGUCGGCCUCGUCCCCUGCGUCGACGGUCGGCAGCGCCGUCGGCGGCCGCGGGGAGGACACGGACGUCUCGGUCGACGCGUACACGGACGCGACGCCGGCACCGGUGGCCGUGACGAGCACCGUCUUGGUCACCGUCGUCGGCUCCGUCGAGUAGCAUUGGUUCACGGCGCAGCCCAUGCCCGUCGGGCAGCAGCCGUAGCUCGCCGAGGCCGGGCAGAGGUACUGGCCCGUCGGGCAGCCCCGUCGGGACAGCAGCCGCCUGGUUUUGCACGGUCCGUCAUCAUCCGCGUCGCCACGACGGCGCGCAAGACGGGGGGUUUACUCACCUCCGUACACGGCGGCGCAGGGAAACCAGCCGAGCUUGGUGCCGCAGCUCGACGGCCCCCUCGUCUGGGCGAAGCAGCUGUCCCGACCGCAGUCGUAGCCGUCUGGACAGCAAUUCCCUCCGAGGCUGCCGGGACACGACUUCAUGCUCGGGCCGCAGACGCCGCCGUCGUCGUCCCUCCUGCCGAUGGCGGCCGUCUCGUUUCGACCCUGGCAUGGAUUCUCAUCUGCACGCUCAUGUCGGUUCCGAAUCCGCCUCGAGCUCGGGUUGGCGUUUGGAUCUCGAUGGGCAAACUCCGCGGCAAAUGGUGGCGCCCGCCAUCGCCUCAUGUCUCCUCCGUCUUGUCCUUGAACGGCCGUCGGGAUAGUCGGCAUGGAGGUGGUGUCGAGGAUGGACGGCCGCAGCCAACUUGCUUUGGGUGCUACCAAGGUCAAGUGUCGACGUCCUCGCGUACCCUUUCGGCCGAGGUGGAACGGUGGAACGGCGGCGAGCGACUCGCUGCCAAUGCGUGUCCCUCGCGGACGUUUGCUAGCCUUUGGCCUCUUUCCACCGCCUUGACGAGGGCGAAAGCUGGCCUGUGCCGACGUGCGGAGCAGGUGUCGUGGUGGCUCGUGAGCUCGACAAGCCCAGGCCGACGUUGA
Drechmeria coniospora is the source of this 1767-nucleotide messenger RNA. RefSeq lists its product as uncharacterized. Lineage: Eukaryota; Fungi; Ascomycota; Sordariomycetes; Hypocreales; Ophiocordycipitaceae. Bases 1 to 1767 code for a protein of 588 amino acids. The record is from RefSeq and is a predicted model, not a curated record. The transcript is spliced from 2 exons.